UUGGACACAUGAUUGGAUCUUUAGCCAGGUCUAAACCCCCGUCUUUGUAUCCUUCUCUACGUUUCCCUCUACCCACCCUCCUUCAAACACCUCUUCUCUCUCAAUCCCUUCUCCCACUUCCACUUCCCUUCUCCACUUUAUUAUUUCUCCCACCCCUGUCCAUCUAACAUUCUCUUCACUCUCUAGCUCUCAUUCUCUCCUGGAUUGAAGUCUCUCAAAGAUGAAGCUGCUGAGUUGGUUGCACCGCAAGUUCCGGCAGAACAGCGGCGAUGUGUUCAAAGACUUCCCGGGCGGCGGCACGUGCAACUGCCUCUCCGGGGGGCCGUCGCUGGAGGAGGAGCACCUCCGCCGCCGCCGCCACCUCAACGCUGUCCCGUCGCGGAGCCUCCGCCUCCCGGCGGCGGCGGAGUUCGUCCAAGACGGCGGUACCGGCGGCGGAGGAGGAGGGGAUGCGACGAUGGAGGAGCUCUUCGGUGGUCUUCUCGCCAUCGGGACCCUAGGGAUUGGAGCGGGGCCGAUCGACGAGGAGGAGGCGACGGCGGAGGAGGAGGGGGCGGCGACGCCUGCGUUCGGGGCGGCGGCGAUUGUGGAGGCGAUCGCGGAGAAACGGGCGGAGGCGACGACGGAGACGGAUCUGAUGGUCGUGAACGCAGAGCUGGAAAAGGUCCUGGCGGUGGAAGCGGAGAAGGCCGCCGCCGUGGCGGCCGCCGGCGACCGCCUCUCCUCCGCCCGGCCCAGCCAUGUUAGUGCCGGAUCGGCGGCGUGUCCCCUCCAAGGAUUCCUCUUCGGAUCUCCGAUCGAGAUCGCAGAGACGACGCCGGCAACCGGCGGGCGGAAGGAGAGGAGGGCCUCGCUGGGGGAGCUGUUUAUGAGGAGCCGGAUCGCGGAGGAGGGUGGCGGGAAGAGGGAGGAGGCGACGGUGGCCGGAGGCGCCGCCUGCGAUGGGGAAGGGAGAUCGACGGCGGGUAUGCACCUGAUGAAGAAGCUGAAGCGUCGGGGAUCUCGAGUCUCUGGCGGUGGUCCAGGAGAGACGUCGGCGGAGACCAAGUUCCAAAAGAUCCUGCAAAUCUUCCAUCGAAAAGUUCAUCCUGAGAACACUGCUGCAGCUAAGAAACCUGCAUGGCCAGGCAAGAAAAAUGGCAGUGACUGCAUGCAUCGAGGUGGGGGUAAUGACUUUAAUGGUACUAGGGGCGCUGCGAUGACUGCUGCCAAGGGUGCUUGCAGAAAGGAAGGCAUUCCCAAAUCCAAGUUUUGCUCUAAUUCCUCGUCUCUUGUGCUCUGUGGAAGCGACUCUAAUGGCAACCGUGAGCACUGGAUCAAGACCGAUGCAGACUAUCUGGUGUUGGAGCUGUAACAAGGAGAGGAGGCACCUACAAGUUUGGAUUCUAAAUCGGGAAGAACGGAUAUCUGUAAAUAAUUAGAAAAAGACCUACCUAUCUACUUGAAAACUGAGUGGUAUAUGUGAAUCAAUGUGUGGUUUUAUUGUUCCUAGAGUGCUUGGCAAAGAAUAAAUUUGAAAGUUUAUUUGCUGAACUCUGGCAUGACUAGUAAAAAACCAAUCAUGGUCUGCGUUCAAAGUUGCUUGUAUAAAACCCCCUAUGCACUCUUUUUUCAGUAGAGAGUGAGAUAUAGCUUCUAUUAUUUGCAC
This is a messenger RNA of Elaeis guineensis (African oil palm), 1648 nucleotides long. RefSeq names its product protein LAZY 1. Gene Ontology annotation, biological process: gravitropism; regulation of auxin polar transport. NCBI's taxonomy places the organism in Eukaryota, Viridiplantae, Streptophyta, Magnoliopsida, Arecales, Arecaceae. The record is from RefSeq and is a predicted model, not a curated record.